AUGGCGACCACCAUCAGAUUUGGAUCCAGCACUGGCCCUUGCACCACUGGCACUGCUGGGAGAGCACAGUUGGCCGACGAAAUGGAUGGAAAAGGAAACACUGACCCUGAAAAACUCCUCCAGUGUCCUUUUGACAAGAACCACCAGAUCCGGGCCUGCCGCUUCCCCUACCAUCUCAUAAAGUGCAGGAAGAAUCAUCCAAAACUGGCCAGCGAGCUGAAAACCUGCCCGUUCAAUGCUCGCCACCUGGUUCCCAAGCACGAGCUGACACACCACACUGAAACCUGCGAGGACAGAAUAUCUGUGGACACUGAGCAUGAAGGAAACACAAAUGGAUUCAGGCAGGUUCCAGUGAGCACCUGGGUUAACCCCGACAUGUCUGAGGACUGGGACAAAGAGGCUGACGAUAGCGCGGCUCCGUUUGUGUGGGGUGUGAAUACGAUGUUGACUCAAAAAUCCGAGACGAGGCUCACCAACAAUCUCAGCCCCAGUUGUAGAGCACCCGCUACCCUCCCGUGGUCGGGUUAUAGCUCCUAA
Molecule: messenger RNA, 537 nt
Organism: Scomber japonicus (chub mackerel)
Lineage: Eukaryota; Metazoa; Chordata; Actinopteri; Scombriformes; Scombridae
Gene: gtsf1
Exons: 6
Coding region: 1-537 (178 amino acids)
Source: RefSeq, a predicted model, not a curated record